CAUGUUGGUACAACGGCAACCAAAAAAAUUGAUGUCUACCUCCCACUGCACACAAGCCAAGACAAACUGCAGCCCAUGACAGUUGUGACGAUAGCAAAUGCCAAGGUGCAUGACCUGAUUGGACUAAUAUGCUGGCAAUAUACAAAUGAGGGACGGGAACCAAAACUGAACGACAACGUCAAUGCCUACUGUCUCCAUAUUGCUGAGGAUGACGGUGAGGUCGACACAGAUUUUCCACCCUUGGACUCCAACGAGCCCAUUCACAAGUUUGGCUUCAGCACUUUGGCGCUGGUUGAAAAGUACUCUUCUCCCGGCCUGGCAGCAAAACAGUCGCUCUUUGUUCGCAUAAAUGCUGCUCAUGGAUUCUCACUUAUUCAGGUGGACAGUAUGAAGGUCACCAUGAAGGAUAUCUUACAAAAGGCCUUAAAGAGAAGGAAGGGAUCACAGAGAGGCUCAG
Balearica regulorum gibbericeps (East African grey crowned-crane) is the source of this 457-nucleotide messenger RNA. NCBI's taxonomy places the organism in Eukaryota, Metazoa, Chordata, Aves, Gruiformes, Gruidae. The record is from RefSeq and is a predicted model, not a curated record.